GGCACCACCGGAGAAGGGCGGGGAAAGGUCGGGGAUGACUUCCAGGCCAGGAAGAAGCCUCUCUUUGUUGCUAGUGCCUGCGUGGCCAGUAAGAAUUGACUUCCUCUUGGCCCGGACUGUUCCUCGACACUUCCCUGCAGUAAAUACAGCUCCCCGCACCGCGGGCCGCUGUGACGUCCUGGACGCCCCGGCUGGCCGGUCCGCGCCUGCGCCCGUGCCGCCCCGGCACCGGCACGCCGUCACGGGCCGUCACGCUCGUUCACUCUCCCCACUCCGUCCACCAAACCGUGAAACACUAAACAAAUCCGUGUCCGCUCCAGAGCCCUGUAAUGCCCGUUCCUCCGUCUCCAGAGCGCCUCGCGGUAAGCCUUGCCCUGGACAAGGGUUUUCACAGGGAGGAGUCCGAGGGAGCCACAGAGCGCGAGCGACCUGGUGCUCGCGCAGCCAGCACACACGCAGGGCCCCUGAGGCGGGGGAGUGUAAGGGGCGCCUGGACCAAGACUCGCGAGAGCUGGGGUCGCGUGCGGUCUGCCCUCGUUCCCAAAGCAGCUGUCACUCGUCUCUGAGGAUCCGCUGGCCACGCACCCUGACGAGUGAGGAGCUUCAGGCAGACAUAUUCCUUCCACUUUUUGCUGAAAUAAACCUCCACCUUUGUAGAAGAGUCACUGUUUAUCAUUUCAGCCCCUGUCCAGCCCCUCGUUCUCGAUCCCCUGGGAGCAGGGGAGCUUCCGGCCCGGUGGGACAUGCUGCUUCUGCAGAGUGACAGUGUUCAGAAGCUUGGUGGCUUUUCGGAUACGCACACCUGUGAUGGCCUGGGCAGUUUCACAAGUGUUCUUAACGGUGAGCACGAAGAUUUGAGCCUCUUGGUUUGCACGCUGUUGUGGGGAUUUCCCAAGUCAAGUGACUAGUGAACCGUUUUCAGAAGUCACCUCAGGCCACUUUCACAGAGAGGUUUUAGAUUCCCUUAAUAAUUUGGCUACUUAAUGGGUUUUGAAUGAUAACUUUUGGCGCCAAAAAACACUACGGGCAGGAAACUUAUGAGUGUGUGCCUUCAACCCCCUGCCUCAGUUUCUCUCUAUGAAUCCAUGUGACUGAAGAAAGAAAAA
Phyllostomus discolor (pale spear-nosed bat) is the source of this 1106-nucleotide messenger RNA. RefSeq lists its product as uncharacterized. The coding region runs from base 35 to 763 and encodes 242 amino acids. The transcript has 2 exons. The record is from RefSeq and is a predicted model, not a curated record. Lineage: Eukaryota; Metazoa; Chordata; Mammalia; Chiroptera; Phyllostomidae.